AAUAAAAAGAUACCCAUCUUGUCUCUCCCUCUCAUAGUUAAAAUUAAAAAUUAAAAGGUUUUAUUCUCCAAUAUCUCUCUUGUUUUUUGUUCCAUUCCCAUGUGAUGACAGAAAGGAAUUUUCAUUAUGAGAUAUUCCAUCCCACCUCCUUCCAUAAAUGCUCUUCCAUCAUCUUUUCCCUCAUAUGUUCUCAAUCUAGUACUAAAUUCACUCACUCAUUCAUCUCUCUCUCUCUCUCUCUCUCUCUCUCUCUCUCUCUCUCUCUCUCAAUGGAAGACAUCGAUGAGGAGGAGCUUUUGAAUCUUAGCCUGGCAAUUGUUACAACUUCAGGGGGUGAAAGAGUGAAGAAGAGGAAGAGAAGAGAUCACAAAAAUGUUUUGGUUAGUCCUCUAAAUUCAUAUGAAGGUUGUGAAGGGAAGAUAUUCAGGCUGCUUCAAAUGAGGGAACAAAUGCUGAAGCUAGACCACAAGAAGAAAGGAGCUCAUGUGCUUGAUGAAGAUGGAAAAGGCCUCCAUUUGAUCCACAUGCUGCUCAUAACAGCCACUGCGGUUAAUGAAAACAAUGUGAGCUCAGCCUUGGAGAAUCUGAGUGAGUUGUACAAGAGUGUUUCCUUAUGCGGCGACUCCGUUCAACGAGUAGUUGCUUAUUUUGCAGAUGGCUUGGCUGCAAGGCUUCUCACCCGAAAAUCACCCUUUUUUGACAUGAUCAUGAAGGAACCAACAAGUGAUGAAGAGUUCAUGGCGUUUACAUCUCUCUACCGGGUUUCUCCAUACUACCAGUUUGCUCAUUUUACAGCUAACCAAGCAAUCAUUGAGGCAUUUGAGAAGGAAGAAGAGAAGAACAAUCGUGCGUUACAUGUUAUUGAUUUUGAUGUCUCGUAUGGAUUUCAAUGGCCUUCUCUUAUACAAUCUCUCUCCGAAAAGGCAACCAGUGGCAAUCGAAUAUCACUCAGAAUAACUGGGUUUGGACAAAGCAUGGAUGAACUACGCGAGACAGAGAACAGACUGAUAAGCUUCUCAAAGGGUUUUCGCAAUCUUAUUUUCGAAUUCCAAGGGUUGUUGAGAGGCUCAAAGCUCAUAAACUUGAGGAAGAAGAAAAACGAAACGAUUGCAGUGAAUUUGGUUUUUCAUUUGAACACUUUGAGCAAUAGUUUGAAGAUAUCUGACUCAUUAAAAUCUGUACAUUUACUUAACCCUUCCAUUGUAAUCUUGGUUGAACAAGAAGGAAGCAGAAGCCCUAGAAGUUUCUUGUCAAGAUUCAUGGAGUCUUUGCAUUACUUUGCUGCCAUGUUUGAUUCUUUAGAUGAUUGCCUACCUCUAGAGAGUACUGAAAGGUUGAGCAUUGAGAAGAACCAUCUUGGAAAAGAGAUCAAAUCCAUGCUCAAUUACGACAUCGACGAUGUAAAUUGUUCGAAAAUCGAAAAGAUGGAAACAUGGAAGGCUAGGAUGGAGAGCCAUGGUUUUGAAGGAAUUAAUCUAAGCUCCAAGUCCAAGAUACAAGCAAGACUUCUUUUGAAAAUCAGGACACAUUAUUGUCCCCUUCAGUUUGAUGGAGAGAGCAGUGGUGGGAGUACUGCUGGGUUCAAGGUUUUUGAAAGAGAUGAUGGAAGAACAAUAUCUCUAGGGUGGCAAGACAGGUAUCUGCUUACAGUUUCUGCAUGGAACUGUGUACCAUAAAUAUAUAAACUCUUAUAUAUAUCUUCUUCUAACACAUUCAUCAUCAUUUUUGUAAUCUUUUGCAGACAAUAACUUUGGAAUUAAGAAAAUAUUGUUUACUGAUACACAUCAGAUUUUAUCCCAUAACAAGAAAUUGACCAUCUCUUGUUUUCAUGUCCCCUUUAGAACUUGGCUUCUCUUCAAUGUACAUUUAACAUUUUAUCGAAAAGUACCAUUUAGAUUUUCUUAGGACCUAUUUGAUAAUUAUUUCAAUUUUAAUUUUUAAUUUUUAGUUUUUUCAUUUAUCAUUAUUGUGCUAGAGUAUAGAGGAAAACGAGUGAGAAUGGAAAUGAAUGAGAGUGGAGAUGAAAUUGAGAUGGAAGAUAAGAGGGGGGAUGAGAAGGAGGAAUAACAAAAGUAAAAACAAAAAUAAAACUGAAAUUUAUUUGAAAUUAUUUUCACUUUUAUUACUCAUCCCUCUCAUCCCUCUCUCUCAAUCUUAUCCUUACUCCCAUUCUCAAUCUUAUUUUCCUUAUACUCUAGUACAAAAAAAUAAAAACUAAAAGCUAAAACUGAAAUUAUUAUCAAACGGGCCCUUAGUUAUUUUCCCUUUUGUUAAAGAGAGAUGGAGGGGAUGGAGA
Prunus persica (peach) is the source of this 2296-nucleotide messenger RNA. Its product is annotated as scarecrow-like protein 21. Gene Ontology annotation, molecular function: sequence-specific DNA binding; DNA-binding transcription factor activity. Gene Ontology annotation, biological process: regulation of DNA-templated transcription. The transcript has a single exon. NCBI's taxonomy places the organism in Eukaryota, Viridiplantae, Streptophyta, Magnoliopsida, Rosales, Rosaceae. Bases 105 to 1676 code for a protein of 523 amino acids. Gene Ontology annotation, cellular component: nucleus. The record is from RefSeq and is a predicted model, not a curated record.